This is a messenger RNA of Dendronephthya gigantea, 1935 nucleotides long. RefSeq names its product apoptosis-inducing factor 2-like. Bases 644 to 1783 code for a protein of 379 amino acids. Gene Ontology annotation, molecular function: electron-transferring-flavoprotein dehydrogenase activity; flavin adenine dinucleotide binding. The record is from RefSeq and is a predicted model, not a curated record. The transcript is spliced from 7 exons. Gene Ontology annotation, cellular component: cytoplasm. NCBI's taxonomy places the organism in Eukaryota, Metazoa, Cnidaria, Anthozoa, Malacalcyonacea, Nephtheidae.
ACUUGUUUCUUGAUUGUGUGAGUUGUAUGUAUAUUUAUAUAUUCUCCAUCCUGUUUGAUACAGGUGGGUUUUUUACCUCACAAUUUUUUAUUGAAUUAAGUUGUUAAUAAGUAGAAUUAUACGUUAAAACGGUAUUUUGAAACAAUAGCCAAUGAAUUGAAGUGAUUUAGCAUAUGAGCAAGCAAAAUGUACAAUGUGUUUUAACAAUAUUUAAUGUGUGUGUAUUUAUUCGUUAAUAUUACAAGGUUUGAUCUUUAUUCCGUGAUUUUAUUUUGUUAUUUUUACACGGGAAAUCGGGGAAAACCCACAGGGAAAAUCCAUUUUUCCUGUCUGCGCGUGCGCAGUGCGAGUUUGGCUGACAUGCGCAUGCGUAUUUGCUACUAAAACAAUGGCGGUUCGAAUAUUUCGAAGCGCGAAUAUAGCAAACUUUGGAGGGAUUUUUUUCCCAAUUGUGCACCUGUUUCACUUGGGGAGCGACGGAUUCUGAUAAAAAGGCCAGUAUCAAAUUACCUUGUCUGUAUUCAUUAGAAUAUUUUAUCAUUUGGGUUAAUCCAUACGUAUAAAGUAACCGUUGUAUAGAAGAGGGUCUGAUUGUGAAAGAUAUCUGUAAAUGGUUGUGAAGAAAAUCACAAGGAAUUGAAGUAUGGGUAAUUCACCGUCGGCUCGAAGUGAGAGUAAAGUUGUUAUUGUUGGUGGAGGUUAUGCUGGUGCUGCGGUUGCUAUUAACUUAGAUAAUUAUUGUCAUGUCAUUUUAAUCGACCCUAAACCGUAUUUUCAUCAUUGCGUUGCGUCAUUACGAGCUACAGUAGUUGAUCCGGGGUAUGAGAAGAAGGUAAUGAUCCCAUAUGAACCUGCAAUAAAAAACGGAGAGUUUAAACAAGGCACAGUAAUUGGUGUUAACACGUCAGAGAAAUAUGUCACUUUGCAAAAUGAGGAAAAAAUUGGUUAUGAUUACUUAGUGUUUGCUUGUGGUUCCUCCAAUGAUUUUCCAGGCAAGCUUCCUUUGGGCUCAUCGCAGGAAAAUGCUACGAAGUUGUAUGAAGAGUUACGGAAUAAGGUGAAAGAAAGUAAAAACAUUGUUAUUAUUGGUGGAGGGCCAAUAGGCAUUGAAUUGGCGGGAGAAAUUGUUGAUAAAUACGACGAUAAAAAUAUCCAUGUGAUUCACAAUCGAGAAACACUUUGCGAUCCUUCAUUGACUGCAAAAUUUCAUACGAAGCUACUCUCUGUUGUGAAGCAAAAAGGAGUUAAUGUUUUGUUGGGGGAAAGAGCAAAUCUUGAUGAUGUAGAUUUUAAAGGUGGAAUUGGUUGGGUAUCUGGUCCUCUGAAGAUAACAACGAGCAACCCUGAAACAAAUAUUGAUGCCGAUUUGUUGAUUAAAUGCAUUGGUCUCCGUGUUAAUAGUGGAGCAUACCAAUCAAGUCUCUCGGAUAAAAUGGAUGACAAGAACCAACUCAAAGUGAACGACUAUUUUCAAGUUGAAGGAUUAGAGGAUGUUUUCGCCAUCGGUGAUUGUUGUAAUACCAAGGAGAUCAAAGAAGCUUUCGUUGCAGGAAUGCAUGCAGAUAAUCUCUGUACCAACAUACGAUGUUUACUCGAUGGAAAAGUUUUAAAGAAGUACAAAGGAUCAAAUCCUGCCAUGUUUGUUCCUUUUGGAAGAAAUGGCGGAGUUGGGCAGUUGCCGAAUGGGAUGGUCGUGGGAGAUUUCGUUACGAGGAAACUUAAGGCUCAGGAUUUGUUUGUUUCACAACAAUGGAAAACCAUGAACCAAAUUGUUCCCAGUUAAAUGCCACGUAUAUAUUUAUAAAGAGAGAGUCCGGCGAAGUUUUAUAACCAGUGUGGGUGUCAAAAGCAGACUGCUUGCAAGGAAUAGCUAUAAUAGUUUUCAUGAUGUAAUAUUUUAUUGAUUUCAUUGAAAAAUAAAAAUUGAGAAGUUGU